AACGUUGUACUCUUCAUGGACUUGAAACCAGCUUGUUUGGCACAGCUCGUAAAGGAGAUGAACACCCUACCUGAGGAUUUGGCCCUGCACUACCUUCAUCAGACUCUAGGGGCGCUGGAACACCUGCACCACAGAAAAGUCCUGCACCUGGAUGUCAAAGUUGACAAUGUGCUGCUGUCUGCAGACUGCAGAGACACAUUCCUCUGUGACUUUGGUCUCUCAGAGACAUUAGAUGACAAUGGAUGGAGCACCAAGGCCUUCAGGGGCGCCGCCUUCCCUGGCACAGAGACCCACAUGGCUCCUGAGGUAGUAAGAGGGGACCAACUCUGUGCCAAGGCGGAUGUGUGGAGCAGCUGUUGUAUGCUACUGCACAUGCUCAACGGAUGCCACCCAUGGAUACGUUACUAUUCCCAUCCACUAUGUCUCCAGAUUGUCAACGAGCCUCCGCCUCUGUGGGAGGUGCCGUCCAAAUGUAACAAUUUCACAGCCAAAGUGUUCAGGGCCGGACUCCAGAAGAAUCCUGACAGGCGAGCAUCAGCAAAGGAGCUGAGGAAGAAAAUCACCAAGGCCCUCAGAGCAGUUGGAGGUCUGAGUCCCUGGUCCAUCAAAACGGCCUGUGAAAGGCUGUGUCACGGCAAGACUGAAGACACUCCCAGCUCUUUGUCAUCUGGAAUCCCUGCCACCCCAAAUAAACCAUCACCUCCCGUCUCAGCUCCCAUGAUGUACUGGGUGAGCCCCUGGAGAACUACGGCAGUGGACGAGGACAGCAAUGACCUGGAGGAAGGUGACUCAGAUUUGCUGAGCAGGGUAUGGGAAUCUCAGCCAAAAUCACUGCGGGAUGAUUACACUGCAAGUGAGAAAGACUGGGACACUGGGUCUGAUUCAGAAGUAGACAUCUAUAUGGGAGAGGAGGAAUAUAUUCGGGAGAAGUGGCUGAAAACUGACAGGGACUAUGAAGGUGAUUGGGAAGAGGAGGGAGAUGAAGAGGAGGAGGAGGAGGAGGAGGAGGAGUGGGAUUCUUCUGUAUCCACAGAGUAUCUCCGUACUCUUCGAGGCCUUUUCCCUUUACUGCAAAAAGCCAAACAGACAAACAACAAUUCAGGGAGAUCAGAACCAGAGCUGGAAUACAUCAGAGACGGUGUAGCUCUUGGCACCACAAUCCAGCCCCCCUCCCCUGAGCCACGAGAUGACCCUCCGUCCUGUUUCAGCUGCUCGGAUACAUCGCCAAUUGAUGACUCAGACAAGGAAUCUGAUCGCUCAUCUGAUGACCUCAGCUCUGGAGUCUUUUCCUCUUGCAACAGUCAAGCAGACAGACACCUGGAGUGGUUGGUGUCAGCAAAUCAGCCCUCCUCGUACUGCUUUGAAGGUGUUGACAUCUGGAUAGAGAACGUACAAGGCGAGUGUCUGAGGAUUCGAGAACGUCGGCAGGUCAAAGUGGGACAUGUUGCGAUAGGAAUUAGUGAUCAGAUCUCAGGGAAAGCCUUCACUUUGGAGACCCUCGACAGGAAGAUGGUGCCCUUGGAUCAAGAGAUCAAAGACUCCUACCUGUGGCUCCGCUGUGUUCCUGCUCCUGACAGAUGUCAGCGCUGGAGGUGGAGGGUCAGUGACGGCAAGCUGGAGCUACGAGAAUGAGACAUUUUUAUUAUGUUUUGUUGAAUGCACAAAAUGAGUUAUUGUUUGUUCUUAAGCUAUGUGGUCAAAAAAAAUGGAUUAAUAUAUAUACAGAUAUUUUAUUG
This is a messenger RNA of Scomber japonicus (chub mackerel), 1736 nucleotides long. Its product is annotated as mitogen-activated protein kinase kinase kinase 14-like. The transcript is spliced from 10 exons. Gene Ontology annotation, biological process: protein phosphorylation; positive regulation of canonical NF-kappaB signal transduction. Bases 16 to 1632 code for a protein of 538 amino acids. Gene Ontology annotation, molecular function: ATP binding; protein kinase activity. Lineage: Eukaryota; Metazoa; Chordata; Actinopteri; Scombriformes; Scombridae. The record is from RefSeq and is a predicted model, not a curated record.